AUGGAGAUGCGCUCCCUAGCCCGUUGCCUGCGGACAAGGCCGACAUGUCUCCUCUCCACGACACAGCCCUCGUCCAUUCUAUGUGGUCAAUUCCUCACGGGACAGAUCUCCCUCCGAUUCUCCUCCACAGACAACAACUCUCCAUCCAAACCCCCCCGGAGAACUAAAUUCCCUCCUCGCGGCACCGCCGCCUCCGUCGCCUCUCCCCAACAACACGUCUCCCAGACCUCCGGAUCAUCCGACUUCGACCAGAUCCUCGACAAACUCAACAUCAACAACAGCAGUGGAGGUAGCAGCAAUCAGGACUCAUCCACCCCCAAACAGCAGCAAUCCGGCCCGGUCCCCGAUAGUCUCUCCCUGUCUCGCGCGGUAGGCAUGUCCGCGGAAACGGACAGCUACCGAUUAACGUUGAGCCGGCCGGAAUUGAAACUGGGUCCUACGCUGGGUCGUCAGGUACUCGUGGAACCGGAAAAGGGGAUAGAUUUGGCGUCGUCGUUGCGCAUACUGAACUCGACGUGUUCGACGAACCGCGUGAAGCAGCAGUCUAUUCAGCAGAAGUUCCACGUGAGACGUGGUCAGGUGCGGAAGAAUCUGAGGAUGCAGCGCUGGAGAAAGUUGUUUAAGUAUUCGUUUAAGCAGACUGUGAGUCGGAUCCAGAGGAUGAGAGCUCAGGGGUGGUGA
Molecule: messenger RNA, 681 nt
Organism: Aspergillus tanneri
Lineage: Eukaryota; Fungi; Ascomycota; Eurotiomycetes; Eurotiales; Aspergillaceae
Product: mitochondrial 37S ribosomal protein bS21m
Exons: 1
Coding region: 1-681 (226 amino acids)
Biological process (GO): translation; mitochondrial translational initiation
Cellular component (GO): mitochondrial small ribosomal subunit; ribosome
Molecular function (GO): structural constituent of ribosome
Source: RefSeq, a predicted model, not a curated record